GAGAAGAGAGAGAGAGAGAGAGAGAGGGAGUUGUCUUUUAGUGUUAUGGUAGGUUUUUUUGGGGCUUCUAUCUUGUUUCUUUCCCACCACCUAUGUCAGAGAGGAUGACAUGAGAGUGGGUUGAUAAACUCAAUCCAUCUGGCAUGGUUGAUGGGGUAGCAGGGCAGAUGUGGUGGAACUUCUUCAGGCAAAUCAAGGUUGAUUCUUGAGAAAAUGAAGACAAUUGAACAAGAAGGUUAGAGUAGUUCUUUGGUUAUUUUCUUUGCCUAUAAGUACUAAGAGGGAGGAGGUAGUGGUGGUGAUGGGAAGUAUGAGUUCUGAGAGCUCAAGGAAGAGCCUUUCCAAAGUUGAUGAAGUCGAGGAAGAUGGCGUGAAUAACUUGAGACAUGGAGGGAGCUCGAGCAAUAGCACCGUGGAGGAGAGCGGGCGGAAGGCAAGCUCAGGGACUGUAAGGCAGUAUGUCAGAUCCAAGAACCCAAGGCUUCGGUGGACGCCGGAACUCCACCUUUGUUUUGUUCAUGCCAUCGAGACGCUCGGUGGCCAAGAUCGAGCAACACCGAAGAUGGUCCUUCAAUUGAUGAAUGUUAAGGGCCUAAGCAUAGCUCAUGUCAAGAGUCAUCUGCAAAUGUACAGGAGCAAGAAGAUCGAUGACUCAGGUCAAGUUAUAGCUGAUCCAAGGAGUGUGAUGCAAGGAAGGGAACAGCAUAUAAAUAAUCUUAGCCAUCUUCCCAUGCUACAUAGUUUUCAUCAAUGGCCUAUUUCUAACUCAAGAUUUGAUGACUAUUUUUGGGCUAGCCCUAGAAAUUGGAUGCACAAUCAAGUCCUCGGCAGGGCCAUGAAUUCCACUGGGGAACCAAGAUCUUAUGGUUCCAUAACCGAGAUGGUCUUCAGAGGAGGUGACAGACUAAAGAGCAAUCAGGAUUUCCACACAAAAGAUUCAUCUUUGGAUCAUCGAGCUAGCCGUGAACUCUGUGAAGCAAGCGGGCUCCAUGAUUAUAGAUUAGCAGCUACACAAUAUAGACCACAAGAAAGGGAAACCUGCUUCAUAACCCAAUUUCAAGAAACAAAUCCACAAGGGCAGAGCUCUAUGAGAUGGAAGGCUGAUGAUCAUGGGCCUGAUCUGAAUCUCUCACUCAACAUUGGACCAAGGCGGGAGAAGAAACAAAGGUGGGAAGAAGAAGAAGAAGGAGGAGGAGGAGAAGAAGAAGAAGAAGAAGAAGAAGAAGUGGAUAGCAGCUUAUCGCUCUCCUUGUUCUCUCCCUCAAGGAUAGAAAGAUGCUCUAGAGACGCCGAGAAGGCCUCAAAGCAUAACAGGUGGGAGGAAGAAGUUGGCAAGGGAAAAAAUGCAAGAGUAACGAGUACUCUAGAUCUGACUAUAUGAGUGCAAUGUGGUGAGAUGUGGUGGUACUUGUCAAAAGGGGAAGGUAAUGGCCAAUACUUGCUCCUUCACUUACUGUUUUGUACUCAUUAUGGAGGCACUAGACCCUAAUAGGACAUUUUAUGCGCCUUUCUUGUACCUUUCUUAUUGCCCACCCAAGAAUCCCAUAGAAGGUUAGGACUUGGGAGAUAAAAAUGGCUGGAUGCACAUGCUGUUUGACUGCAAGUCUGCAACUUGAAUAUGACUUUUUUCUUGUGUGAUUGAAUGAUAUACUAUGAUUGUUGAAAAGGUUA
Messenger RNA from Elaeis guineensis (African oil palm), 1671 nucleotides. RefSeq lists its product as uncharacterized. The record is from RefSeq and is a predicted model, not a curated record. NCBI's taxonomy places the organism in Eukaryota, Viridiplantae, Streptophyta, Magnoliopsida, Arecales, Arecaceae. Gene Ontology annotation, molecular function: DNA binding; DNA-binding transcription factor activity.